Umbelopsis ramanniana AG is the source of this 3018-nucleotide messenger RNA. RefSeq lists its product as uncharacterized. The transcript is spliced from 18 exons. Bases 1 to 3018 code for a protein of 1005 amino acids. Gene Ontology annotation, cellular component: nuclear envelope; cytosol. Gene Ontology annotation, molecular function: small GTPase binding. Gene Ontology annotation, biological process: protein import into nucleus. NCBI's taxonomy places the organism in Eukaryota, Fungi, Mucoromycota, Umbelopsidomycetes, Umbelopsidales, Umbelopsidaceae. The record is from RefSeq and is a predicted model, not a curated record.
AUGACAGAAGCUAGAGGUCAAUUACUUGGUGUACUGGACAAUGCUGCUUCACAGCAGCCUGACAAAGUCAAAUCGGCACAACAACAGUUAAAGCAAUGGGAGACAUCGCCAGAUUUCUAUGCUACUCUACAGGACAUAUUUUACGAUAAAUCACUACCUAUCAACCUUCGUUUUGUUGCUGGCCUGUACCUCAAGAAUGGUAUUGACGCUUAUUGGCGGAAGACGGCCAAAAACGCUAUACGUCCGGAAGAACGUGCGCAAAUUAGAAGUAGGCUACUCACCUCAUUGAACGAGGAAAACAAGCAGCUUGCUGUUGCAAAUGCUGUUCUUAUUUCUAAAAUUGCUAGAUUUGAUUAUCCUCAAGACUGGCCGGACCUACUCCAUAAUCUCCUCCAUGUCAUUCAGACUACCGCAUCAGCACCAGAUGCUUCAUCGGAACUACUGAGAGCUCGCUCUUUGCAUGUUCUUAAUCUUGUUAUUAAAGCGUUGUGCUCCAAAACGCUGGCGCCAGCUAGACGACAAUUCCAACAAAUCGCUCCCGACCUGUUUCGCAGCAUUGCCAGCAUUUACGUCUCAAUCGCAGAUUUGACAAUAUCGAAGGUGGCAGCUCAGCCAUCUAUUGUAAAUAUUGAUGAUGAGCAUACUAGAAUUCUAUCUGAUCUGGACGUCACUGCUACUUGCCUGAAAUGCUUGCGACGUUUACUCAUUCACGGCUUUACCGACCUCCACCAGAGCCAAGAGGCGAGGGAGUUCGUAUCCAUUACUUACAAACACAUACAGCAAUACUUUGAGAUGCGCACGGUUCUUAUGACUUUGAAUUUUGAUGAACAUUCUCCUAUUCGAAAAUUGGUCGAGUCCCAUAUCACAAAACUUGGAAAGUUAUUCAACGAAUUGCAAAAGACCCACCCAGUUUCCUUCAUAUUGCUGCCCUCUGCUAUUGAAAUCAUUCAAUUUUACUGGCAGCAUAUUGUUCUUGAAGGUGAAAGAGCUAUCUCAUUCUAUGGAGCAGGACGUGCUGUAGACCCUCCUCUUUUUGAGCGAUUUUUAGUUCAGGGCCUUUUACUUCUUAAACGUGUCGUUAAGGGAGCUUCCUACAGUGUAGAUGCUGCCAAUAGCGAAGAAGAGAAUGCAAACGCCAUGCAAGCGAAGUCUCUCAUUGAUAGCCGCCUGCUUACACCUGCAUUUGUUAAUUCGUGCGCCGAGGUUUUGGUGACCAAAUACAUGCAGCUUAGACCAGAGGAUUUAGAUCUGUGGGAAAGCGAUCCGGAAGGAUGGGUGAAUGGCGAAGAGGCUGAUCACUGGGAAUUCGAGUUGAAGCCAUGCGCAGAAAAGGUUUUCAUGGAUCUGCUGACAUCUUAUAGAGUACAAUUGUCACCUAUUCUUAUCAACCUUGUGGACACUGUCGCUGUCGUAAACGACCAUAAUAGUUUGCUGUUCAAGGACGCCAUUUACUGUUCAGUUGGUCUUGGAGCUAACGAAUUGUUUGAUUCUUUCGAUUUCAAUAACUUUUUGGUUAACCGGCUUGUACCAGAGGUAUCAAACAAGGAACCAAGCUUUAGAAUCCUGCGCCGUCGCAUAGCUUGGAUCAUAGGACACUGGAUUGGAGUCAAGAUUGACAAACAAUAUAGAACUUAUGUAUAUCAGAUCAUGCUACAACUACUGGCUCCGGAGGAAGACAUGGUUGUGCGACUUGUGGCUGCCAACAAUCUGCGAAAUUGCGUAGACGAUUGGGACUUUGAGACAGAUGAUUUUAUCCCUUACAUUGAGCCAUCUAUUCAGCUAUUGACCGCAUUGUUGAAAGAUGUUGAAGAAUUUGAUAGCCGCAUGCGCAUCCUUAGCUGUCUCAAUAUCGUCAUUGACCGAGUCGAAUCUAGAAUCACACCAUAUGCCCAGCAAAUUGUAGAACUAUUGCCUCCUUUAUGGGCCGCAUCAGAAGAAGAUCAUCUGUUCAAAUCAACUAUCCUUGUUACUCUUACAAAGCUAAUGGGAUCCUUGAAAGAGCAAUCUAGCCAUCUCUAUGACUAUGUUUUGCCAUUAAUUGAGCACAGUGUUGAUCGCACCCAGGAAGCGCACAUCUACCUACUGGAAGACGGUUUAGAUUUGUGGUGGGUUACGGUCCAGAGUGCAACGGAAUGCACUCCUCGACUGCUACAAAUGUUCCCAAUUGCUAUUGAAUAUCUUGAAUACGGAACGGAAACCUUGCGCAAGGUUCUGAAGAUCAUAGAGAGUUACUCCAUUCUUGCACCAGAUUUGGUUCUUUCACAAUAUGCCUUACCGUUAUUCACUAGUCUCAACAGCUUGAUUGGCGACCUUAAACCCGAAGCAACUAACACUAUCAUUCAUCUACUGGACACUAUUCUCUUGGCAUCUCCAAUUCAUUUGUACGCUGAAGCUUUGAUCAACUCAAACUUGCUUUGGCGCAUGCUCAACAUCAUUAUGGAGAACAAGGAAUACGCGUUUAUUCUCACCCAAUAUCUAUCAAUAUUUGCACGCGUUGCCAUUUUCGAUCUCUCUAUCUUCCUUAAAUUCAUUGAAAUCGCUGGCCAACAAUUCAACCCACCUCAACCAGGACUACUUGGAGCAUUUGUAGACAACUGGAUGGACAAGUUUGAUAACAUCAGUCACCCUCGACAACGUAAACUUGCUUGCAUGGCCAUCACAAAUUUGAUCGCCACAACCAAUCCAGUUGUUUUGGAAAGACUUCAUGGCAUUAUGGUCAUCUGGUCCGAUGUUCUCAGUGAGGUCAAAGAAUCCGGAGGUGGCGAUGCAUUGGUGUACUGGGAAGACAACAACAAUGACAUUGACACAGCCGAAAUUGAAGGCACUCCAGAAACCAGGCGUAGAAAAGAACUACUUCAACGUGACCCCAUUCAUACUACAAACUUACUUACCUUUAUUCAGACUAAGCUCAAAGAAAGUGAAUACAUGAACGGUGGGACUGAGGUGUUCAACAAGACUUAUUUGAGCAAAGUUGACGCUGCGCUGCUGGAUCAAAUGAGCACACUGUUAAUGCACUGA